This is a messenger RNA of Peniophora sp. CBMAI 1063, 567 nucleotides long. The record is from the annotation of a GenBank genome assembly. Lineage: Eukaryota; Fungi; Basidiomycota; Agaricomycetes; Russulales; Peniophoraceae.
AUGUCCGGGCUGCUCUAUAUCGAGGAGCAAUGCAUCGUAUGCACUGAAGACUUCGGCAUUAACCGCAAGGCCAACAGCAUCGCGUGCGGUCACGUUUACUGUCGCGAAUGCCUCAAUAAUAUCGACCCUCCCGUUUGUCCCGUAUGUCGUGAAGAAUUUGAUGAUGAGGGCAUCGAGUGCAUUGGCCCAUGGGAGGAGGAAUCAAAUCCAGCCGCGGAGCCCGCGCGCGUCGCCGAUCACAACGACGACUGGGAAUGGGACCCAGACGUGCUUGAUCAUCUUCAUGAAGAGGGGCGCAUAUGGGAGCCCUCCGACGCCGACCGCGAAGACGACUUGCAAGCCCGCGAUGAGCUCGGUCUACCUCGAGAUCAGGACGAAGAGCGAUAUGAUCGUGCGCGCUCUGCACUGUACGGUGACGUCGGGCGGUUUGUCGAGGACGAAAAUGGUAGGACCGUCUGGGAACGUGGACCACCUGAAAGGGAUGAUAGUAAACCGGAUUGGGCGUUAUUGGACAGCGAGUACGCGGAGGACCGGGCAGCGUGGGAGGCGUUGGGCUUGCGGGCGUAG